This is a messenger RNA of Emericellopsis cladophorae, 2163 nucleotides long. RefSeq names its product Tryptophan synthase-like protein. Gene Ontology annotation, molecular function: tryptophan synthase activity. Gene Ontology annotation, biological process: L-tryptophan biosynthetic process. The coding region runs from base 1 to 2163 and encodes 720 amino acids. The record is from RefSeq and is a predicted model, not a curated record. NCBI's taxonomy places the organism in Eukaryota, Fungi, Ascomycota, Sordariomycetes, Hypocreales, Bionectriaceae. The transcript has 3 exons. Gene Ontology annotation, cellular component: cytoplasm.
AUGGAGGGCAUCAAGCGUGCGUUUGAGCAGUGCAAAAAUGAGGGCCGGAGCGCCCUGGUGACCUAUGUCACGGCAGGGUACCCCAAGCCAGAAGACACGCCCGAGAUCCUCCUGGCCAUGGAGCGUGGAGGCGCAGACGUGCUCGAGCUCGGUGCGCCCUUUACCGACCCCAUCGCCGAUGGUCCCACGAUCCAGACAGCCAACACAGUCGCCCUCAAGAAUGGCGUCACAAUACAGACUACCCUCAACAUGGUUAAGAUCGCGCGGAGUAAGGGUCUGAAGGCACCGGUCAUGCUCAUGGGCUACUAUAACCCCUUGUUGAGCUACGGCGAGGAGCGCCUGUUGAAGGACUGCCAUGAGAGUGGUGUGAAUGGCUUCAUUGUCGUCGAUCUGCCUCCCGAGGAGGCCGUCUCCUUCCGCAAGCUGUGCACACGUGGAGGCUUAUCUUACGUCCCUCUGAUUGCUCCAGCCACCUCCGAAGCCCGUAUGAAGAUCCUUUGCCAGCUCGCCGACUCAUUCAUCUACGUUGUGUCGAGACAAGGCGUUACGGGUGCCACGGGCACCAUGAACGCCAAUCUCCCAGACCUGGUCGCCCGCGUCAAGAAGUACAGCGGCAACAAGCCGGCCGCUGUUGGCUUUGGCGUCAGCACUCGUGAUCACUUCCUCAGCGUCGCGCAGGUCGCCGACGGUGUGGUCGUGGGCAGCCAGAUCAUCUCGACGGUGCAAAAGGCCCAGACCGGCGAAGCUUACAACGACGUGGAGAAGUUUUGUGCCUACCUUGGAGGACGCAGCGGUACCACCAAUGGCCAGACGCGCGAAGUUGGCAUCAUUGAGACCCUGUCUGCCGCCAAAGAGCCCAGUGGCGAGAGCGUCACGGUGGAGGGGGUCAUCACCAACGAAGACCGCUUGACAGCUGAACAGGACACCGAUCUCGUGUCACAGCUCGCUGCCUUGCACGGCAAGAUACCCGAUCGCUUUGGCGAGUACGGUGGCCAGUACGUGCCCGAGAGUCUCAUGGACUGCUUGUCCCAGCUCGAAGAGGGAUUCAACUCCAUCAAGGACGACCCCGCCUUCUGGGAGGAGUAUCGCUCGUACUACGAGUUCAUGGGACGCCCUGGCCGUAUGCAUCUGGCCGAGCGUCUCACCGAGCAUGCGGGAGGUGCCAACAUCUGGUUGAAGCGAGAAGACCUGAAUCACACUGGUAGCCACAAGAUCAACAAUGCCCUCGGACAGCUCCUGCUUGCCCGGAGGUUGGGCAAGACCAAGAUCAUUGCAGAGACUGGCGCUGGGCAACACGGUGUCGCCACCGCUACCGUCUGUGCCAAGUUUGGCAUGGAGUGCACAAUCUACAUGGGAGCCGAAGAUGUCCGCCGUCAAGCGCUGAACGUCUUCCGUAUCCGUCUCCUCGGCGCCAAGGUCGUCGCCGUCGAGGCGGGCAGCAAGACGCUCCGCGACGCCGUGAACGAGGCCAUGCGCGCUUGGGUGACGGAACUCGACACCACCCACUACAUCAUCGGGUCUGCCAUUGGACCUCAUCCCUUCCCUACCAUUGUCCGCACUUUCCAGUCGGUCAUCGGCGAGGAGACCAAGAAGCAGAUGCUCGAGAAGCGCGGCAAGCUCCCCGAUGCCGUCGUCGCCUGUGUCGGUGGCGGCAGCAACGCCGUCGGCAUGUUCUACCCCUUCUCCAACGACCCCAGCGUCAAGCUUCUCGGCGUGGAGGCGGGCGGUGACGGUAUCGACACGGCACGACACAGCGCCACCCUCUCUGGCGGUACCAAGGGUGUGCUGCACGGCGUGAGGACAUAUGUGCUCCAGAACGAACACGGCCAGAUCCAGGAAACCCACUCUGUCUCCGCGGGCCUUGAUUACCCCGGCGUCGGUCCCGAGCUGAGCUCCUGGAAGGACAAUGAGCGCGCCAAAUACGUGGCGGCCACCGAUGCCGAGGCGUUCAUUGGCUUCCGCCUCAUGAGUCAGCUCGAGGGCAUCAUUCCUGCGCUCGAGACGGCGCAUGGUAUCUACGGAGCCAUCGAGCUCGCCAAGACAAUGAAGAAGGGCGAGGAUCUGGUCAUUUGCGUCAGCGGCCGAGGCGACAAGGAUGUGCAGAGUGUCGCGGAGGAGCUCCCGAAACUGGGUCCCAAGAUUGGCUGGGAUCUCAGGUUUUGA